Molecule: messenger RNA, 6716 nt
Organism: Scophthalmus maximus (turbot)
Lineage: Eukaryota; Metazoa; Chordata; Actinopteri; Pleuronectiformes; Scophthalmidae
Gene: slc27a4
Product: solute carrier family 27 member 4
Exons: 14
Coding region: 427-2358 (643 amino acids)
Biological process (GO): medium-chain fatty acid transport; response to nutrient; long-chain fatty acid import into cell
Cellular component (GO): microvillus; plasma membrane; endoplasmic reticulum membrane
Molecular function (GO): long-chain fatty acid-CoA ligase activity; long-chain fatty acid transmembrane transporter activity
Source: RefSeq, a predicted model, not a curated record
GAAAAUUAUAAGGUCAUUUGAAUUGCGCUUGCUGGCGAGGUUAUCGGCUCCAGUGAUCCCAGAGAUGGUUUCGGCGAUCGUGGCAGUGCGGGGAUGAUGGUCGCGGGGUCACAGUCGACGCGCAGCAGCAGGCGAGUGUGACUCCCCAUCCGCCGGAGGAGAGGAGCAGGAGCAGCGGCUCUGUGAGGGUAUUAACAACGGGAGGAGGAGGAGGAGGGGGGUGGGGGGGGAUCCCGGUGCGUGCGUCUGUGCCUGUGUGCGUUCCUGUGAGCCGCCUGUGAAGCCUGGCGACCGGCGGCGAGAGGCGGAGGGGGCGACCGGGCCAACGCGUGUAAGCCGAUCAAGGUGGAAUAGCGCACAACGAGCUUCCACGUCAGGGACUUCUGCGCUCCGCACAUGCUGUGACGGUGCGAGCCAAGUGUAAGGAUGAUGCGUCUAGCGUGUUGCACAGCCCUGCUGUUUGUGUUGAGGCUGCUGGUGGGCUUGCCUUGGUACCAGGUUCUCCCAGCCAUCCUGAUCUUCUACCUGGGAAGCGGAGGAUGGGCCUUCCUGCAGAUUUUUGCCAGAACAAUUGGCAGAGACUUACAUGCGGCAGGUGUGUUAUUGCAGGUGAAGAUGAAUGUCAGACGCCACCUCAAAGAGAAAAACACGAUUCCCAAGAUCUUUGCUGAGACAGUUCGCCGCCACGGGGACAAAACGGCACUCAUCUUCGAAGGGACAGGGGAGCGGUGGACCUUCCACCAGUUGGACGAGUACUCUAACAGAGUGGCCAACCUGCUGCUAGAAAGGGGUUUCAAGGAGGGUGAUGUGGUGGCCAUUUUCAUGGAGAACAGGUCCCAGUAUGUGGGCCUCUGGCUGGGCAUGGCCAAGAUCGGGGUAGAGGCGGCUCUUAUCAACUUCAAUUUGAGACUGGAGGCCUUGGUCCACUGUGUCACCAUCUCCAAUGCCAAGGCUGUUGUGUUUGGCUCAGAGCUGACUGAUGCUGUUUCCGAGGUCCACAGUUUGAUGGGGAAGACAGUGCAGAUGUUCUGCUCGGGAGACUGGGACCCCAAACGAGUCCCACAGGGAACAGAGUGCCUCGAGCCCCUCCUGGAUGACGCCCCCUCUCACCUGCCCAGCCGGCCCACAUGCUGCUUCACAGAUCGCCUCUUCUACAUCUACACAUCAGGAACCACUGGGAUGCCUAAAGCUGCCAUUGUUGUGCACAGCAGGUACUACCGCAUGGCAGCUUUGGUGUAUUAUGGCUUUAGGAUGACACCAGCCGAUGUGCUGUAUGAUUGCCUUCCACUCUACCACUCUGCAGGAAACAUUGUGGGAGUGGGCCAGUGUAUAAUACAUGGGAUGACUGUAGUCAUCAGAAAGAAGUUCUCCGCCUCGCGUUUCUGGGACGACUGUGUCAAAUACAACUGCACUAUUGUGCAGUACAUUGGCGAGAUCUGCCGAUACCUGCUGAACCAGCCCGUCCGGGACACGGAGCAGCAACAUCGGGUGCGCAUGGCCCUGGGCAACGGCCUCCGCCAGUCAAUAUGGGAGGAAUUCAUGAACCGCUUCAAUAUCCCACAGAUUGCCGAGUUCUAUGGAGCGACAGAGUGCAAUUGCAGCCUGGGCAACUUCGAUAACAAGGUUGGAGCGUGUGGCUUCAACAGUCAGAUUUUACCCUUCAUCUACCCCAUCAGACUGGUGAGGGUUGAUGAAGAGAGCAUGGAACUCAUCCGGGGACCUGACGGCGUCUGCAUUCCCUGUAAACCUGGAGAGCCCGGUCAGCUUGUAGGCAGGAUCAUUCAGAAUGACCCUCUUCGGAGGUUUGAUGGUUAUGUCAACCAAUCGGCAACCAGCAAAAAGAUUGCUCACAGUGUCUUCAAGAAGGGAGACAGUGCCUAUCUCUCUGGUGACGUGCUGAUUAUGGAUGUGAACGGCCACAUGUACUUCAAGGACCGAACAGGAGACACUUUCCGCUGGAAAGGAGAGAACGUCUCGACAACCGAGGUGGAGGGAACGCUCAGCCGGCUGCUCGAGAUGAAAGACGUAGUUGUGUACGGGGUGGAAGUGCCAGGAGCAGAGGGCAAGGCUGGAAUGGCAGCCAUCGCGGAUCCGUCUCACAGCACAGACCUGGAGAAGUUUGUGAAGGACAUGGAGAAGACGCUCCCUCCAUACGCCAGACCUGUAUUCCUUCGCUUCCUUCCCGAAGUCGACAAGACAGGAACAUUUAAGUUUCAGAAGACAGAGUUGCGUAGGGAAGGAUUCGACCCCAGCGCCGUGUCUGAUAGACUCUACUUCCUGGACUCCAGCAGGGGGCGCUAUGUGCAGCUGGAUGAGGAGUUUUACAACUCCAUACUGUCGGGGAAACACAAAUUGUGAUGACUAGGCUGAUCACUCCAUUUACAAAUGCACACACACACACACACACACACACACACACACAUAUACAGAGGGAAGAGAAUAUUUUGUGAGCAGGGUAGAUGAAUGCAGAACAUUGUCCCCAAAAAUACAUAUACAGUAACAGCCACACACUCUCAAAUCUGCAUACACAUUUACACACGCACCCGUUGUAGUACCCAGACCAACUUAGCUCUUUGAUCCCUAAAAACAGACUUAUGCACGCUGUGCACACAUUACACACACACACACACACACACACAUACACAGCACCAUUUUAUUAAUCCUUCCUGAAAUCUCCCCGGCAACUCCUCUCGCUACCUCAGCACCGACCCAGUGACCAGGUCUGUUUGGUAACGUGACACCACUCGUCAUAGCCACAUAAUCGCAGUGCACACCAACGGCCCUCAAACAAACCACAGCGUGUUCAUCACGGUCCACCAGACCUGAUGUCACGCUUGAGGACACCACUAGACGGGUGGAGGGGGGGUCGUGAGGAGUACAGGCUGCCUGGCAUCUUGAAUGCAAGAACUUGAAACUACAGAUGACCACAAACUUUACGGAUGAUGGAUUCAGUGCAUACGAUGGGCGGCACGGCGGAUUGGAUCUAUGAGGACCUAAACUUUCUCUCUCUCUCUCUCUCUGAUCGCUAUUUUAGCAAGAUUGUUUUUUGAAGGACCGGAGCCUCGACCGUCGACUUCACCUGCACAAUUAGCCAGCAGUGACAAACCUGUGACAACUGCACCUUUCCUUUAUCAAACUUUUCUUUUUUUCCAAGGGAAAACGUUUGUUAGUAUUUUGGAGAGCCUUUAGCAUGUGACCUGUGGUUACAGAGGUUGAAUUAGUCCAGUGGUUGGAGCUGAAAGAUUGACUAAAGUGCAAUAGGGCUCCAGGCUCCAGCAGUGCAAUAAUCAGCCGCACCACACAAGAGCUGAUAUAAAACAAAGAUUUGCAUUUAAAAAUGUCUGCAUUACACCAAAUAUAUUUAAGUUGUAGUGGGGUUUUUUCAUAUUUAAGAAAAAUUUGAAAGUUUUAGUAAUUUAUGUUGUAAAAGUGUUUCUCUUUCGUUGUAGUGCAAAUGUAUCAGGGGUUUUUCUUCUUUUCUGUUUUUUAAUGUGUAUCCAAAUCCUUGCGUCACAAAAGAAGGUGCGGUAUCCAACUUAUAUCAGCCGCUCCAACACGAAGUAAAGUGAUCUGACUGAUUCAACCCUGGGCUAAAUACACGGGGCUAGUUCCAAACACAGCGCUGUUCGCUCCCUGAGCUGACGUGCCAGACGAUCGCGUGGCUGUAUUGUGCAGGUUUUGUCGUUAAAAUUUUGAAUAUUCUUCCAAGACUUGACUGAAGAAGAGAGAGAAUCACCGAAUCGCCUCAGCGACGUGUUUGUGUCUUUUAAGUAUUUUCCUGUUGCUGAAGAGGGAUGUUCUGCCAGAUUCAGGAGAGCCGAGCGAUCCAAAGAUUCAAAAAUUACGGGGAGGAGGGGACACUGUAAACGCAUAUGAGAAGAAGAAGAAGAAGAAGGAAAUGUGCUUUGUCAUUGGUCGUCUUGUCUCUUGUUUUAAGUAGCUGUCAUCGGAGGUUGUAGCAGCAUGAAUGAGCAUCAUCAACAACAACAACAGGCAGAGCACUGUGCCUUACUGUGAGUUCACCUCCCAGAUUCACAGGCCCUGGCCCACACACAGUGUCUCACAUCGUUCCCACCACUCUUCUCACUGAGCUUCUAUCUUCCAUAUUCUCAUUUCUUAGUUCACUGGCCUUUGCAAAAGAUGGCCCAUAUAUUGUGAGCUCAGAUUUUUCCUGUGAAUAAAAGUUCCUAAGAAACAGAGGGCAGCCCAGUGAACUGACCCCUUCAUCCGGCCAAGUGCAGGACGGGUUCGCAUGGAUGUCUUACUGGGCAAGAGGCUGCACUUACUUCCUUUGCCUCCGACCUCUCGGCCCGCGCUGUAACACUGGUCGUCUCGAAGAUAUCAUUCUCUCAAGUUACCAUUUGCUUUAGGCCUUUAUCGUAUUUCUGCCAACCCCCCUCCUCUCCUUCUGACUGCGCUCCUCCAUCCCCUCGACUGCAGAGUCUGUACCUGGUACCAAGCCUCAUCCUCUGCCACGUCUACUUCAUCUUGCUUUUGUGCUCAUGUUGAUUCAGACAAUGGUUAAAAAAAACAAAAAACGUAGUUGAAUGAAUUUGCAAUAUUUCCAAAUUUGACUUCUUCAAAAGUUCAACCUUGUUCUUUUGACUUUUCAACUUUUGGGAUUGUUCAGGAAGUUUCUCAACCUAAGACCUAUACAUCGUGUUCAAGUAUCUUUUCCCAAAUGUACGUUGCGUGUAGUUUGCCAACUCUAAAAUUUCUUACCUUUGCAACUGACGACAUCCUACGGUCUCCGACAGCAAAGCGAGGCAAAGUUGUUACCAACUUUUUACGAUUGGCUUUAAUUCUUAAUAUGUUUUAUUGUGGAAAUGCUUCGGCUGCUUUGAUUCCUGCAGUCUGAUUCUCAAUGUACUUUUUCGUAAAUACGUCUUUUCUUUAGUUUGUGUUUGCACUGACUGACACAGUUGACCUUGAUAACUGCAGUCACUCAUCAUUCCCCUGAUUUGGGGGGAAAAAGACCAACAAAGCCAUUUGACAGAAAUUGACAUUCAUCCCCUGCUUCCUCUGUAGACUUAGUUCAAAGAGUCCAUCUCUCUCUCUCUCUCUCUCUCUCUCUCUCUCUCUCUCUCUCUCUCUCUCUCACACACACACACACACAUGUAUUUGUUCUUUAAUGAUGAGUGUGAAAUGUUCUCAUGAAUGUCUGAGAAGCAAACGAACGACCAAUGAUGAUGAUGAUUUUGUAAACGCGUGAUUCACGUAUCUAAGGGAACACACAGUUUGGCUGUUAUGAUGCUUCUGACCGAGGGUGACGCUCGUCGACCCCGACCACACUGAUGGGGCGCGUGACUAAGCAGCCUCGUAGAAGAACGCUGAAUAAGAUGUUUCCAAUUUUCAACAAUUUUUUUAUGAGUUUAAAUUAUUAUUUUUGAGGAACUGUUGAUUAUACUUUGAUUCUUUAACUGCUAUAUGCGUGUGUGUUUCUGUUUGCGCUUGUUUUUUUCCUGUGAAAUAACAGCUUUGUGGCUUUGGUAUAAAAAAAAGGGAUUCAUGCAUGAGUGAGAGACAAUCACAUUUUUUUGUUUGUUUGUUUUGUAUUGUUGGGAGUUUUUUUUUUUUUUCCUUUGGCACAAGGAACCAGUCGGGGAUCUACCCUUUCUGGAUUAGACUGGCUGUAAAUGUUGACCAGGAGCCUGUAUGCCAUUUCCCAGAUACUGUGGGUCACUGCAUGGAGCAGCCGAAGGCCUGCAGGGAGUGAAGGCUCUGUGGGACAUGGUGUGUGGAGGUUUGACCAGAGGGGGGCGCUCUACCUCCACUAACAUUCACAAACUAUAUAAUUUGUUAUCAUGCAGUCCUUGGACUACAAAUGAUCUAAAUUCAUUUAUUCAACUUAAACUAUUAGAGAUAGAAAUGUAUCGGUUCAAAUUAAAUCUUACUUGAUACAUUUCAUCAUCCAGUUCGAUACAAAACUUCUAAUAUUGAAAUGUUUCCGUUGCCCUGUGCAUAUCAUAAUCUUUUAAAUUCACCAAAUCGGUUUCACAUUUUUGCCUCAAAAGCUGGUUAAACAAAUACAAUUAACUUCAUUUACAUUAUUAUUUGACAGAAUAAACCACUUAAAUUCCCCCGAGGUAGUAAACUUUGUCCCUAAGUGGCGAUCGAUGUAUAUAUUGAUGUGUACAUCUAUUCAGUUUGAACUCAAAAUUGAACAAUUUUGUGAGAAAACCUUGCAGGUGUCUCACGUCCCAGCUCAUACUGAGAUCAGUCGCGAUGAGCAGAACGCCUCAUGAAAAAUGAUUUGUGAUCAAAGAUCCAAGUCACCUCUAAGGGCACAGUGAAGGGCACGAUUAUGUGAGGAUUGUCACACAGCGGACGGGCCACAGAUCACGAAAGGAUAACUGAAGACUUUUGUCCCUCUGGUCUUACUGGCCCACAAGUCUCUGAUCAACAUUAAUCAACCUGCUUUUAUCUCUUUUUGUCUUUUUCUAGCUAUUGUGUUCCUCAGAAACAUCAAAAAGUGCUAAAGAAGGAACCGUGUGUGUGUGUGUGUGUGUGUGUGUGCGUGCGUGUGCGCGUGCGCGUGUGUAGGGGAGGUCUGUGAGGUGUGUGUGUGUGUGAGACACACUGAUGUCCUCUUGUCCACAGAAGGCUAAUAGCUGUAUACAUCAUGCGUUUCACGAAAAUGAGAUCAAAGCAGUGCUGCGAAUGGAAAAAUCAUUAUUAAUAAUAAAAUAAAACAACUAUUUAAAUUGUUCACUUGA